UGCUCUAUCCUCGCCAUGGCGCCGUGUCCCUGCUCCCUCAGUUACAGAAAGUGGCCGCCUCUCUGCUGCUGUCGACCCAAAGCUCACAGACUCACUCGUUGCCUAGACCCGCCAUCUUGGAGUCAGAGAACUGAGAGUCGGCAGCAGCUACGAGAGAGCGCAAAAGGGGGACACGGGGCCAAGGCCUUUCACAUCUUCUGAACUGACAGUUGUGAUUGGAGAUAAUGAGGAUAUCCAUAGCCCACAUUAGAAAGUGAGUAUCCCUACCUAGUAGGGCCUACAGGUCUCAGUCCUCCAUGGCGUCUGGGGCUGGGCAGGCAGAGGCCGACGAUGGGGCAGCAUGGUCGUCAUCAGGCCUGGCCAAGCCUCUUCACCUUCAGCACCUGGAGAGAUCCCUACGCCUUGACAGCUUCCUCCGCCAGACCGCCUCAGUCUUCAACAGAGACCUAUCCAGUGACGACAGCGACGAUGACGGAUUAGGGGAGGGGCCUUCUCUGAGGCCGGUCAAUCAGCACGCAGCCUUGGCGAUAAAAGAGGAGUCAUGUGACCUGGAUGAGGAGGGGCUUGUUACCGAGGGCACCAUCCUCAACGGAACUCCAUCACAAGAACACAAGGAAGACAAAGCCAGUCUAUACAACUUCUCCAAACUGAAGAAGAGCAGGAAAUGGCUCAAGAGUAUCCUGUUGAGCGACGACACCAGUGAGUCAGACACAGAGGACUCUGACUUCAGUCUGUCCAGAGAAGAGCUACAGGACAUGCUCAGACUGCACCAGUUCACCAGGGAGCACCAGAACAAGUUCCACAACGACAGAGAGCUGCAGCAGUAUCAGUACUAUAGUACGGGACUGCUCUCCUCCCAUGACCCUUUCCACGAACAACAGCGCCACCUGCUGGGCCCCAAGAAGAAGAAGAUCAAGGAGGAGAAGAAAUUCAAGGGCAAGUUGAAGAAGGGCAAGAGGAAAAAGAAGAGAGGGGAGGGGGAGUUCUCGGGCGAGGGGCGGCCGCAUGUCACCAAGAUCUUCGCCAAGUUUUCCCAUGACGCCCCUCUUCCCAUGUUGAAGAAGAAACACCUGACCGUAGAGCAGCUGAACGCACGACGACGCAAAGUCUGGCUCACCAUCGCCAAGAAGGAGUGCCCCAAGGCAUUCAAGCAAAAAGCAUCAGCCAAGAACUUCGUCCUUACCAAUGCCAAAAAGCUGGCCCACCAGUGUCUGCGUGAGGUACGUAGGGCAGCCAUCCAAGCCCAGAAGAACUGCAAAGAAACCCUUCCCCGAGCCAGGAGACUGACCAAGGAGAUGACGCUCUACUGGAAGAAAUAUGAGAAGGUGGAGAAGGAACACAGGAAGAGAGCAGAGAAAGAGGCUCUGGAGCAACGCAAACUGGACGAGGAGCUGAGAGAGGCGAAGCGUCAGCAGCGUAAGCUGAACUUCCUGAUCACCCAGACAGAGCUGUACGCCCACUUCAUGGGGGGCAAGGGUCCCGGGGAGGAGGACGGGGGAGAGGAGGACAUUCUCAACAAGCUGGACGACACCAACUCUCACAGGCAGAUGACCAUCGGGGAAGGGCUGACGGUCAACGUUGGACAGGAGGACUAUGAUAGUGAAUACUACAAGUCUCAGGCCUUAAGGAAAGCUAAAGAAGCCUACGAGAUACACCAGGCCAGAACACGUCUCUUUGACGAGGAGGCUAAGGACAGUCGCUGUGCCUCCCUGCACCAGGCCAGUGGGGGGUCGGGGUCAGGGUUCGGGGAGAGCUACAGCCUGUCUAACCCUUCUAUCCAGGCCGGAGAGGACAUCCCCCAGCCAACCAUCUUCAACGGGAAAUUGAAGGGAUACCAGCUGAAAGGCAUGAACUGGCUGGCUAACCUCUACGAACAGGGUAUCAAUGGUAUCCUAGCGGAUGAGAUGGGCCUGGGGAAGACUGUUCAGAGCAUCGCUCUGCUGGGUCACCUGGCUGAGCGUGACAACAUCUGGGGUCCGUUCCUCAUCAUCUCUCCUGCCUCCACACUGAAUAACUGGCACCAGGAGUUUACACGCUUUGUCCCCAAAUUCAAGGUCCUGCCGUACUGGGGGAACCCUCACGACCGCAAAGUGAUCAGGAAGUUCUGGAGCCAGAAAACCCUGUACACCCAGAAUGCUCCGUUCCACGUGGUGAUCACCAGUUACCAGCUGGUGGUUCAGGAUGUCAAGUACUUCCAGAGGGUCAAGUGGCAGUACAUGGUUCUAGAUGAAGCCCAGGCCCUAAAGAGCAGCACCAGUGUUCGUUGGAAGAUCUUGCUGCAGUUUCAGUGUAGAAACAGACUGUUGCUCACUGGAACGCCCAUACAGAACACUAUGGCAGAGUUGUGGGCCCUGCUCCAUUUCAUCAUGCCUACGUUGUUUGACUCUCACGAGGAGUUUAAUGAAUGGUUCUCUAAAGACAUCGAGAGCCAUGCAGAGAACAAGUCUGCCAUCGACGAGAAUCAGCUGUCCAGGCUCCAUAUGAUCCUGAAACCCUUCAUGUUGAGGAGGAUCAAGAAGGACGUGGAGAACGAGCUCUCUGACAAGAUUGAGAUCCUAACAUACUGCCAGUUGACGUGUAGACAGAGGCUGCUCUACAGAGCUCUGAGGAACAAGAUCUCCAUCGAGGAUCUUCUCCAGUCGUCUAUGGGCUCAUCUCAACAGGCUCACAGUACUACCUCAUCCCUUAUGAACCUAGUCAUGCAGUUCAGAAAGGUCUGUAACCACCCGGACCUGUUUGAGCGCCAGGAGACUCGUUCUCCCUUCCACAUGUCACUGAGACCCUACGUCAUGUCCAAGUUCCUCUACCGCCACGGACUCACACACACCACCACGCACACACACAGCAGGAACAAGGUGCUCCAGGUUCUACUGUCUCCCUUCUCUCCUGAUCAUAUCCACCAGUCCCUCUUCCACAGGAAAGGUGAUCAGGAAGGAAGUUGUUUCUCCUUCCUGCGUUUCAUCGACGUUUCGCCGGCAGAGAUGUUUAACGUCAUGCUGCAGGGCACUCUGGUCAGGUGGUUAGCUCUGUUUCUCUCCCUGAAGGCAGCGUACCGGCUCUACCAGAGACGCAUGUGGGGCCUGGAAGAGGAGGAGGGUGGAGGGAGCGGGAGGCCCAGGAAUCAGUGUCUCUCUCGGAGGGGUCUGAUCCUCUGGCUGGACCGACCUACUGCUUUCCCCAACACGCACACAAGCUCAGUGUUACAGAACCUGGUAUUCACCCGUCACAGCCCAGGUCUGAUGGGUCACUGUGAUGUUCUGGUCCACAGUCGAUGCUCUGCCAACUCCACCACCCUACGACCGGGCCAACCCACACAACCACCCAAGUUCCUGCUCACCGCUGUGCCAAGGGUUACGGCGGUUCCCAUGGAGCGGUACUGUGACGACCGCAGCGCUGAGUACGAGUGGCAGGAGACGAGGGCCGGAGGGGGCAUGGCCGCCAAGCACUGCUUCCUGUACGGCUCCCUUGAUCUGGCCUCUGAUUGGAUGUCCCGAGCCAACACUUUUUACCCACGAUGCCCUGGGGGAGUGAUGGCGCUCUACCCCCGGCAUGGCUGGUCCUACAUCAGAAUACCAGACAAGGAGACCCUGAUCACGGACAGUGGGAAGCUGCACACUCUGGAUCUGCUGCUGUGUCGCCUGAAGACUCAGGGACACCGCGUCCUCAUCUACUCCCAGAUGACUCGCAUGAUCGACCUGCUGGAGGAGUACAUGGUGUAUCGUAAACACACCUACAUGCGUCUGGACGGCUCCUCCAAGAUCUCAGAACGCAGAGACAUGGUGGCUGACUUCCAGAGCAGGACUGACAUCUUUGUGUUCCUCCUGAGUACGAGGGCUGGAGGUCUGGGCAUCAACCUGACUGCUGCUGACACUGUGAUCUUCUAUGACAGUGACUGGAACCCUACAGUGGACCAGCAGGCUAUGGACAGAGCUCAUCGCCUGGGUCAGACCAAGCAGGUCACUGUGUACCGUCUGAUCUGUCAGCUCACUAUAGAGGAGAGGAUACUGCAGAGGGCCAAGGAGAAGAGUGAGAUCCAGAGGAUGGUGAUCUCUGGGGGGAACUUUAAACCAGACACCCUGAAACCUAAAGAGGUGGUCAGUCUACUGCUGGACGACGAGGAGCUGGAGAAGAGACUGCGCGUUCGUCAGGAAGAGAAGACACAACAGGAGGAGUGCAGCAAGGUGAAGGACCGCAGGAGAAAGAGAGAGAAAUACGCUGACAAGAGAAAGAAGGAUGACGAGGACCCUAAGGAUCCUAAGAGGAGGAAAGACGUGAACCUGGUCAUCCCUUACAACCUGUCUGCAGACAACUCUAACCUCUCAGCCGACGGAGAUGAUUCAUUCAUCAGUGUAGACAUGGACGACUCUGCCAUGCCUAGUCCCUUCAGUGAGCCCCUCACCUGGCCCCUUCUUCCUCCUCCUGUUCUUCCUCCUCUUCCUCACCCUAACCCCCAGGUGUGUGCAUCUCUCCUGUCUCUCCCUGGUCAGAUCUCUCUGAGUAGUGAGCUCCAGCCCAGCUCCCUACCUCCAGACCAGGACCCAGACCAGGACCCAGAUCCAGACCAGGAUGAGAGCAGUAGUGACAUGCUGGUCAUCGUAGACGACCCUGUGUCUUCAGCACCACAGUCCAGGGCCACCAACUCGCCUGUCAGCGUGUCCGGAUCUAUGUCGGACAACAUGAACGGUGUGUCUAAUCAGGACACGUCCAGUCCGGGGCGGGGAAGGUCUGGUAGGAGCCGGGGACGACCCAAAGGCUCUGGGUCCAGUUCUGGAGGCGGAGCCAAGUCUGCAGGGAAGGGGCGUGUCAGGAAGUCGACAGCGGGCAGCGCAGCCGCCAUGGCAGGAGCGAUGGCCGGAGCUGCAGCAGCCUCAGCAGCCUACGGAUACAGUGUGACUAAAGCGGGUCUCCCUGCAGCCUCCCCGCUUCAGCCGUCUCUGGGUCGGUCAGGGACGGCCCCAGCCUUCUCCCCCAGCAGAAGUUCCUCUCCCAAGGGGAAAGGUGGCACUGUGGCCCCCAGCCAGAUUAACCCCCAGCAGAAACAACCAGGACAUAGCCACCACCACAGUCAUGUGACAGGAAGGAAGGGCAAGGGACCUGGCGCACCUGGCGCUCGAUAGCAUGUAGAGAUGAUGGACAUCAACACAGUAUACACACACACACACACACACACACACAGUCCUAAGGAUCUGAUAGGGACCAGGAUGGUCCAGACCUUCUGCUAUUGUGGGGAGUCUUCUGUGUUUUAAACAAGCACAUCUGCUGCACUGACCAGCUUCAACUGUGAGCCCAUGUGACCUGCUCCACAACCAAUCAACCCAGAGGUGAGAUGUUCCUUAACCAAUCACAUACCUCACUGCCUGGAGGACCAUGCUAUCCCGGGAAGGCGUAGCGACGGAACAAAUGAGCAGUGUCGGGCAUGAUGGACACUAAACUAUUCUGUGUGUACACACACACACACACACACACACACACACAAACCAUCAUCGCAAGGUCCAAAAGACACCCUCAUCGCUUCCACCAAUCACCUUGUCCUUCCCUUCCACCAAUCACCUCCUUCUUCCCUUCCACCAAUCACCUCUUCCUUCCCUUCCACCAAUCACCUCCUUCUUCCCUUCCACCAAUCACCUCGUCCUUCCCUUCCACCAAUCACCUCGUCCUUCCCUUCCAACAAUCACCUCUUCCUUCCCUUCCACCAAUCACCUCUUCCUUCCCUUCCACCAAUCACCUCCUUCUUCCCUUCCACCAAUCACCUCUUCCUUCCCUUCCAACAAUCACCUCUUCCUUCCCUUCCACCAAUCACCUCUUCCUUCCCUUCCCUUCCACCAAUCACCUCUUCCUUCCCUUCCACCAAUCACCUCUUCCUUCCCUUCCAACAAUCACCUCUUCCUUCCCUUCCAACAAUCACCUCUUCCUUCCCUUCCACCAAUCACCUCCUUCUUCCCUUCCACCAAUCACCUCUUCCUUCCCUUCCAACAAUCACCUCUUCCUUCCCUUCCACCAAUCACCUCUUCCUUCCCUUCCACCAAUCACCUCGUCUUCCCUUCCACCAAUCACCUCGUCCUUCCCUUCCACCAAUCACCUCUUCCUUCCCUUCCACCAAUCACCUCUUCCUUCCAUUAGUACCCUCCUCAGUGGACAGCCUCCAGUGUGUGUGUGUGUGUGUGUGUGUGUGUGUGUGUGUGUGUGUGUGUGUGUGUGUGUUGUGACCAAGAGUAUUAGAGUAUUUCAAAGUGGUUUCUCUGUGACGAAAAUAGACUUGGUUUUCUGUCUAAAUACGGAGAAGCGACUAGCCUGAGCAGCAGCCUGUCGGGGCUGUGUUGACAACUCCUUCGACACUCAUUGGGUUUGCAAUAAAACACCAGCAGACAGACAGGCGCUCGGGCUUUAAGGCAACACCUUACAGCAACAAUGCAUCCACGCGUUUAAGGGUUUCUGACACAGACUGCUCUCUCCGCUGAGCCAUCUCAUCCGUUAGAUGAAACACGUGUUAAGGGUUAGGUCGGGAAUGCUUGCGUCAAACGUUAGGUUUUAUGUCAUAUGUUUAAAACGCGUAGUAAUGCUGGAACUACUCUUCUCUGCAUUUCAACAACAGAAUGUAAAUUCGUACCAAACAACUAAAAACGGACUGCUUUUUUAAAUUAUAGCUCUUAUUUUUAUAUUUAUAGACCAACCCAAUGUUGUCAUAGCGACCCAUAUCAAAAUGGCAAAUUUGAAUACCGUUUUGAAAAAAAGCCUCCCUCUCUCUCUCUCUCUCUCUCUCUCUCUCUCUCCUUUCUCCAUAGAGUUUAUCCCAACACAAAGAGAAAUGAAGGAAUUAUAAUAUAUAUUUUUUCUGAUGAGAACUGAUUGAAGGGGUAUUUUGAAUUCCAAAGUGGUGAGCACUGCUUAAUAAAGAUGUUGCUGAUCUGUUGCUGAUCUGUUGCUGAUCUGUUUGUGUACAACUCUCGUGUGCUUCUGAAAUGACACCCUGUUCACUGUUCACCCUACGUCUUGAUUCAACUCUGGCCAAAAGUAGUACACUAUUUCAGGAAUAGGAUGCCAUUUCAGUUGCAACCUAAUAGGUGUCCUUAAAAACUUAACAUGGAUUCUAAUAUGUACCAUAGAACUGAGGUUAAUUUAAAAGUUGGUAAUAAUUUAUCAGAAUUCAUGUCAACAUUGUAAAAAAAAAAAAAAAUUGUAUUGAUGCCAUUUUUAUUUUUAAAAACAGAAAGAGAAAAAAAAAAAAAGUUAUACUUCUGAUCAGAGUCUUUUGUCUUUGUGAUGUCAUUCAGUGAUGUUUUGGGGGUAUGUUGACUCAUGUUAAUUAAAAGUUGUUGAACUAGGGUUGCCAAAUCCUGGUAACUUUUCCACAUUUCCCCGAUUUUUUUUACAUUUUUUUAUUUUAUUUUUUUUAAUUUAUUUUUUUCCCCCCAGAAGUACCGGUUGGAGGGUUCUCUGAAUUUCUGCUUUGUCAUUCCCUCGUAAGGAUUUCUAGAAAACCGGGGAAUUUUGGGAAAGUUAGCGUAAUUGUGCAACCCUAUGUGGAACCAAGCACUAUGUCUAGUUUUGAACGUUUGUUCUGUGUUGGAUACUAUAUAGUGUGAUGAUGAAAUCUCCUAUAACAUGUAAAUAAAAAUUGAGGGCGACAUGUGUUGACCCCUGGUUGGUUCUUCCCCCAGUUUGCCUGUCUAUUUUUAUAGGUCAUGUGUAAAUAUGAAUACAAAAGCUGUCAUUUUACUAAGCGGAGAAGCCAAUUCAAAAAUAAAAGAUUGAUUAAUCAA
Molecule: messenger RNA, 7760 nt
Organism: Oncorhynchus mykiss (rainbow trout)
Lineage: Eukaryota; Metazoa; Chordata; Actinopteri; Salmoniformes; Salmonidae
Source: RefSeq, a predicted model, not a curated record